AGUGGGAUUUUAGACAACUCAUGUUGAUUUUGGGUCGCAUUGUCGCCGUGGAGUAGCGUGAGUGGCAAGGUAGAUCUUGGUAGGUGUGGGUUAGACACACGUACAUGGAUUCGAUCUGUGCUUGGGAUCAUAUUCAUGACUGAACUGGGAUAUCUAUUGGGACGUACCGCUAUCUUCGGGGUUUACCAUGCAGGAGUGGGUCCUAGGGUGUUCCGACUCUUGGUCCAUGGCAGGGUCUGGAAGUUCGAUGCUCUAUUCUUUUCUCCUUUUCAUUGUUAUUCUCUCCCUUCAAGAGAUGUAUCGAGGGAAGUUGGCGUCGACAGAGUUAUUUACCAUAUUUGGAGGGUUUAUUAGUUCUCUGCUAUUUCUGGUGUCACUAACAUUCAUUGGCAAUUUCCAGGAGACAUCUGGCAUGAAGACGGGAUGGGGUGCUGUUAUAAUAGCUGAAGGAAUCGCUUUAAUUGCUGCUAGCACUGUCCAUCGUGUUUGUAUCACAACAUGUUUUUUAUUCUCUGCUGGACUACUUUACGAGGUCAACAAGCUCUCAGGAACAAUGCUUUCUAAAAGUGAAUCUAAAGCAAGAAGGCUCUAAGAAAGAUGUUAUAUGCCCACUUUAAGUAGAACAGUUAAUCCUUCUUCUUUGCAUUCAUCAAUGCUUUAAUUUUGAUUUUGCAAUGGAUCAUGUCUCUGUCACUUUCUGAACCUCGAAAAUGGCCAACAGAGAGUCCAAAGAAACCUCUCGGAUUACAAAGAAAAAUAUAGCAACUGAGAGCUUA
Messenger RNA from Tripterygium wilfordii, 776 nucleotides. Its product is annotated as keratinocyte-associated protein 2. The record is from RefSeq and is a predicted model, not a curated record. Bases 188 to 592 code for a protein of 134 amino acids. NCBI's taxonomy places the organism in Eukaryota, Viridiplantae, Streptophyta, Magnoliopsida, Celastrales, Celastraceae. The transcript is spliced from 5 exons.